Caenorhabditis bovis is the source of this 300-nucleotide messenger RNA. The record is from the annotation of a GenBank genome assembly. Lineage: Eukaryota; Metazoa; Nematoda; Chromadorea; Rhabditida; Rhabditidae.
AUGACAACCGAAGUCGAACUCAAAGCCGGCCAUUUGCCCGCUGAAAUCGUCGGCGGCCGUCGCGUCGUCAACAAAAAGGAGCGUCGCAUCUCUGAAACCGAUCGUGUCGAGGCGCCCACCGCCGCCGAGGUCGAGGUCCGCGAGAUUCUCGAUACCGAUCUUCCAGCCAAGAUGGAGCGCUCAUACCCAACCGAGUCGGUGAAAAAAAUGCACGAUCCAAGACCAGUCAAAGAUUUCCCAAAGCAUCAGCCAGAGAUCAGAAACCAUCACAACUUCCAACCAAGAAAGAGCACCCACUGA